This is a messenger RNA of Clupea harengus (Atlantic herring), 875 nucleotides long. It is a transcript of the gene med11, whose product is annotated as mediator complex subunit 11. The record is from RefSeq and is a predicted model, not a curated record. Gene Ontology annotation, cellular component: mediator complex. NCBI's taxonomy places the organism in Eukaryota, Metazoa, Chordata, Actinopteri, Clupeiformes, Clupeidae. Gene Ontology annotation, molecular function: transcription coregulator activity. Gene Ontology annotation, biological process: regulation of transcription by RNA polymerase II.
CAGUGUUUAUUAUUUAUUUAUUUUUUAAUGUAGAAUUACUUCUUGAUAUACUGGUGCCCGUGCAAAGCAGGCAGUACAUUUGUGAAACGCGUUUUUCUCUCCUGCCAUAUUCGAAAGGUUUGUCCUUGCAUGCUCUCCGUUAUUGUGAAAGGCUACCGUACAACGGAAGUGUCCAUGAGCGUUCUGUGCACCUACUUCAUUUAAUAUGUUCACGUAACAAAACAAUCGAAAGAAGGGGAGUUUUACCUUAAAAAGCUUUGCUUUUCCGGAUAUUCACGUCAGUUUCUGAACCAGGCUGGAGUUCAGUAUUUGCUUAGACGGUUAAUGUUUGUAAAUUACUGCCCUGGAUAGAACAAAAUAGAUCAACUCGCGAGCCAACGUUAACUUGGCUGAUUAGCUUUGCGCCAAACGAAAACAAUUUAUUAUAUUUCUGUUGGCUUGGCUGACUCUGCAGAAUCCAAUGGCUAACGAACGCCUUCGUGCUUUGGAGGAUGUCGAGAAAGAGAUUGCAAUCAUUCUUCAUUGUGCAGGAACUAUUGUUCUGGAGUUGUCAAAGGACAAGCACAAUUCAGGCCUCAUCGACCGACAGCUCAAUCAAUUCACAGCAUCCGUCAACAGAGUGGAGAACGAGCUGAGCUCUCAAAUUCGCUACCUCACACAGGUCGCUACCGGUCAGCCGCACGAAGGCUCGACGUACUCUGCCCGCAAGGACUGCCAGAUGGCGCUAAACAGAGCCGAGUACACACGCAUGAAGCUGGGGGAACUGGCCCGCACUUGCGAGAUCAUGCUGGACCCGCAGACCUGAUGUUUUUGUGUGUGUGUAGCCAAGUAGGAAUAAAGGGUGUUCCAGCCCGAAACACAGAACUACAUACAGC